Messenger RNA from Salvelinus sp. IW2-2015, 1466 nucleotides. The record is from RefSeq and is a predicted model, not a curated record. NCBI's taxonomy places the organism in Eukaryota, Metazoa, Chordata, Actinopteri, Salmoniformes, Salmonidae.
UAUGCCACACACCCACUGACUGAGGGCGGCAUAGAUGGAAUGCUAUCACCUCCCUCCUUUGAGCUGUCAGUUGACAGCGCAACACCGAGCCGGAAGCAUCGUAGGAAAUAACACAGAUUUGAUAAACCGUAGAUUUUAGAUUUCUCCUCUUUAGCACUGGAAUAACGGUUGGGACACUAGCAUAUUUUGGGGCUGACCAACGAACGCGUAAGAGGGAGGAAAUGUAAAAGGACUGACUAGGUUUCUAGUUUAGCAAGCUAUCGUUAGCUUUGGCCAGUGCAGCUGCUACGGUCGGAGUGUGUAGUAGGCAGGCGAGCUCCGUUGGAAUCUAAAACCUAAGGCAAAUUGGAGUAUCUAGCUAAUACAGAAAAGACUACAGUUGUUUUUGAUUGAUCGCUAGCUAAAUGCAGAGUGUAGGUGAUCAUUGAGAGGCUACUCUCCCAGCUCCAUAACGAACUGUCACUGACUGAGUGAUAUCCAGCCAAUUGCCACUAAAGAUGGCUACGGCGAGCAGUAUUGCCGCAUCUAUUGCGAGCAAGACGAAGACGAAGAAGAAACACUUCGUGGCUCAGAAAGUGAAGCUUUUCCGAGCCAGCGACCCUCUGCUCAGCGUCCUCAUGUGGGGAGUCAACCAUUCGAUCAAUGAGUUGAGCCAUGUUCAGAUCCCUAUCAUGUUGAUGCCUGAUGACUUCAAGGCCUACUCCAAGAUUAAGGUGGACAAUCACCUCUUCAACAAGGAGAACAUGCCGAGCCAUUUCAAGUUUAAGGAGUACUGUCCUCUGGUGUUCCGUAACCUCAGAGAGAGGUUUGUCAUCGAUGACCAAGAUUUCCAGCAGCCACGCCCUCCUGAGGAUGCGCCUCCGCGGCCCAAAUCUAACGUUCAGCAAAGGCUGCAAACGCUGCGGAUCGCCACGCGCUUUUACUGCGCCAUGAAACACGCCAAGGAGCUGCCCACCUACAAGGACAACGACUUCGUCAAUGAUGGACAGAAGAUCUGCAUCGACGACGACAACAAGAAGAUGUUCCUGGAGAAGCUACGUAAAGACGUGGAGUUCCUGGCCCAGUUGAAGCUGAUGGACUACAGUCUGCUGGUGGGGAUCCAUGACGUGGAGCGGGCUGAGCAGGAGGAGGUGGAGAGUGAGGACAACGAGGGGGACGAUGAGGGGGAGAGUGACGGAGGGAUUGGCACUCCCCCUGACUCCCCCAGUAACACCCUGGACAGCACCAAGCCCCUGUCCCCCGGGGAGUUUGACCCCACCAUAGACGUCUAUGCCAUCAAGAGCAACAACGGUGCUCCUAGGAAGGAGGUGUACUUCAUGGCGGUCAUUGAUAUUCUGCAGCAUUACGGGAUAAACAGUAUAGAUGACAGUCCUUGUAGCUCUCCGGUAUCCCUUGUGUUAUGUCAUUACAGAUCUAGGGAUAAUCCUGUGUGUUUAGGUGCUCCUAGGAAGGAGGUGCAGGGAUAA